Melitaea cinxia (Glanville fritillary) is the source of this 884-nucleotide messenger RNA. RefSeq names its product probable maleylacetoacetate isomerase 2 (gene GSTz1). The record is from RefSeq and is a predicted model, not a curated record. The coding region runs from base 1 to 699 and encodes 232 amino acids. The transcript is spliced from 6 exons. Gene Ontology annotation, biological process: L-phenylalanine catabolic process; glutathione metabolic process. NCBI's taxonomy places the organism in Eukaryota, Metazoa, Arthropoda, Insecta, Lepidoptera, Nymphalidae. Gene Ontology annotation, cellular component: cytoplasm; mitochondrion. Gene Ontology annotation, molecular function: maleylacetoacetate isomerase activity; glutathione transferase activity.
AUGGUCACUACUAAUAGUUGUUACUAUUCCAAGUACAACGGGAAUAUUUCUACUAUGUCUAAGCCAGUGUUAUAUUCUUACUGGCGAAGCUCCUGUUCUUGGAGAGUGAGAAUCGCUCUCAACCUAAAAGAAAUACCAUAUGAUAUAAAAGCUGUUAGCUUAAUCAAGGGUGGUGGGGAGCAGCAUUGCAAUGAAUAUCGGGAGGUGAAUCCUAUGGAACAAGUACCAUCAUUAGUGAUAGAUGGACACACAUUUAUAGAAUCACUUAGUAUUAUGCAUUAUUUAGAAGAAACAAGACCUCAAAGACCACUUAUGCCCCAAGAUUGUUAUAAGAGAGCAAAAGUCCGGGAGAUUUGCGAGGUAAUAGCAUCAGGCAUCCAACCUCUUCAGAACUUGAUUGUUCUAAUCUAUGUCGGAGAGGAGAAGAAGAAGGAAUGGGCUCAACAUUGGAUCAUGAGAGGUUUCCGAGCAGUUGAGAAACUGCUGUCAUCGUGUGCAGGAAAAUACUGUGUUGGUGAUGAAAUAACUUUAGCUGACUGCUGUCUUGUACCACAAGUAUUUAAUGCAAGAAGAUUUCACGUCGACCUACGUCCGUUUCCAAUAAUUUUACGUAUCGACCGUGAACUAGAAAAUCACCCGGCGUUCCGCGCCGCUCAUCCUUCAUCUCAGCCAGACUGUCCGCCCGAAGUUGCUAAAUGAAAUGAAUGUUGCCAACUUGAAAAACUGCCGUGGAUGUACAUACCCAAACUUUUGUAACAGUAAACAUUGAAUUUAAAUAUAGAUAUAGUUUGUUUAAUAACAGGGGUGUAGGUAGGUCAGGGGUUUUUGAAGGGGAUUUUGAAUUAUAUUCUUAUAAUUAUAUUAAACUUACGAGUGAUUCACUG